Messenger RNA from Etheostoma cragini (Arkansas darter), 1244 nucleotides. RefSeq lists its product as uncharacterized. Lineage: Eukaryota; Metazoa; Chordata; Actinopteri; Perciformes; Percidae. The transcript is spliced from 6 exons. Bases 67 to 855 code for a protein of 262 amino acids. The record is from RefSeq and is a predicted model, not a curated record.
GGGAUCAGGUUGAGCCUGCCGCCUGGCCGUUAGAUAUUAGGGUCCAGCUAACUUCACCGGUAAACUAUGCCCGGAAAAUGUAAAUUCCAGGACUCCUGGCUCUCAAAGACAAUAUACAAGGACUGGCUGGUUAAGGACGUCCAAGACAUUCACUUCGCCCGAUGCAGGGCCUGUUGUAAAUCAAUCAAACUUCAGACCAUGGGCGAGGCUGCCCUCACCAGCCACGCAGGGGGAGCUGGCCACAAAACAGCCGUACGCAAGCUAAUGGAAGCAGGCAGUGUAAUGCUGAUAAAUGCUGCUGGGCAGAUAAAUGGCAGCGUCAAUCAGACGGAAGACAGCAAGGAGCAAGUGGCCAUCUGCCUCCAGCGUGACGCCUUGGACAGAAUAACAGGCAGCGACUGGUCCAAUCUGCACCAGAGGCCCACUACAAACUCCACCUACCAAAAUGCCGAGCCACAGGAUGUGACAUUUGCUGCUUACUUCACAGCACCAGGCCGGUACCGGCUCAACAACCAGCGUCUCCAGCUGACAGGCGGCGAGGCGGAGGACGCGACUCGCAGCCCGACUCAGCAUUACUCGGCAGACCUGUCGAGACAGGAGCAGCAGCAGAGGGUAGAAGCUCUGGAGCAGCAGCAGCAGAUGAAGAUCCUGGAGUGGGAGAACAGGAUGAAGGUGCUGGCGUGGGAGCAGGAGCUGGUGAAGGAGAAGAGGAGAGCAGCUCGGCAGAAGGAGAAGGCCUUCAGGAUGAAGAAGGCUUACUACAAAGCCAAGCUAAAGAGGAUGGGCGAGGACCUGCCGCCAUCUUCCUCCAGCAGCAGUGAUGAAGAGGAGAAAACGUCUGAUCCGACAGGAUGAACUGUUUUAACUAUUGUAAUUUUAUCAGUGCUGGUUUCAUUCUUGUAUUUCUUUUGUCUAUAUGCCAUGGAACUGUUACUAUUAUUUUUAUACAUUGGUUUGUAUUUCAAUGCAAAAAAAGAUUCAUAGUUGCUUUUAAUUAGAUAUUCUUGCAAGUACAUGGAUAAGCUAUGAUGCAGAUAAACAUCUUGUAGAAAAGCCUCUGAACCGUGCAAAAGGGUUGAGAUCAAAAUCCAAAUAAUCUGUUUGAAUACAAUGUGAAGACACAUUGUAUUCAAACGUACAUGAUGUGAGGUUGAAAAUGUAGAAUUAGAAAUUUCGUUCAUAAAUGGACAAUCUAAUAAUUUUACUUGCAUAGCUUCUUUUGCAUACUAACAUCAGUAUGUGUA